Messenger RNA from Sphenostylis stenocarpa, 1245 nucleotides. The record is from the annotation of a GenBank genome assembly. NCBI's taxonomy places the organism in Eukaryota, Viridiplantae, Streptophyta, Magnoliopsida, Fabales, Fabaceae.
AUGCUAUCUUCAAAUGUUGUUCCAUCAUCAUCCCCUCUCACUUUCACCAAACCCAAUCCCCAUUUCUUCAUCAAUGCAUCUCCCCAUCUCAAACCAAAUCUUCUCACCAGGUUCCGGACCCAACACAGAGCCACUCCUCUGCAAAGUUCCAAACUUUCUUUCACGCCAAAUCAGAUCCAACAUUUAAGGUCUUUGAACGGACUCCUCCCGCACCCUUUUGAGCCCUCGUCAAAACCCAGACACCAAUUCGUUAAGGCUGCAUCUGAAGCCAAUCCUGAAGGAGAAAAUGUUGCCCCCGGUGAACCCAAAUCCAAAAAUCUCAAACUUGGUCUGGUGUUUGGGCUAUGGUACUUCCAAAACAUUGUGUUCAACAUUUACAACAAGAAAGUGUUAAACAUAUUCCCUUUCCCAUGGCUUCUUGCCUCUUUCCAGCUCUUGGUUGGGUCCAUUUGGAUGCUGGUGCUUUGGUCCUCAAAGCUUCAGCCUUGUCCAAAAAUCUCAAAACCCUUCAUCGUUGCUCUCCUUGGACCUGCUUUGUUCCACACAAUAGGCCACAUUUCAGCUUGUGUUUCAUUCUCCAAGGUUGCUGUUUCCUUCACCCAUGUCAUCAAAUCUGCAGAACCGGUUUUCUCUGUCGUGUUUUCUUCUGUUCUUGGUGAUAAGUACCCCAUCCAGGUUUGGCUCUCCAUUCUACCCAUUGUGCUUGGUUGUUCUUUAGCUGCUGUUACUGAGGUGUCUUUCAAUGUACAAGGAUUGUGGGGUGCCCUUAUUAGCAAUGUUGGUUUUGUGUUGAGGAACAUCUACUCUAAAAAAAGUUUGCAGAAUUUCAAGGAAGUUGAUGGCUUGAACUUGUAUGGCUGGAUUACUAUUGUUUCAUUUCUCUACCUGUUUCCAGUGGCUAUUUUUGUAGAAGGGUCUCAGUGGGUCCCAGGGUAUUACAAGGCUAUUGAAGCUAUAGGCAAAACAUCCACAUUUUAUAUCUGGGUGUUACUGUCUGGGGUGUUCUACCAUCUUUAUAACCAAUCGUCAUACCAAGCACUGGAUGAAAUUAGCCCGUUGACUUUCUCUGUGGGAAACACAAUGAAAAGAGUGGUCGUGAUUGUAUCCACGGUUUUGGUGUUCAGGAAUCCGGUUCGACCUCUUAAUGCUCUUGGAUCUGCCAUUGCAAUUCUUGGGACUUUCCUGUAUUCACAGGCAACAUCCAAAAAUAAAGAAAAGAGAAUUGAAGGGGAAAAGAGUAGUUAG